AUGGCUCGUCUUAACGAUGCAAGCCGUUUUAUUCGCGGCCUAAAUAAAUUGAACCAAGAGAUAUUCAAACAAAUUUUGAACAAUUUUAAAAGUACUAGUCUAACAAACAGACCACCAUCAUCUGUUUCCGAAGGAAUUUCAAAUAGUUUUAACCAGCUUCAAUCAUCGAUAAGUACAUUGAGUUCAACGGAUACAAUAAAUAAAACGUUUUGGAAAUCAAGUAUACUCGUUCGUCAAACAGCGAUUGCCUUAACGGCUGCUAUUCGUUCUUCUCCUUCAACUUCCGAAAGACCUUUAACACAAACACAAAUUACAACCGAUCCAAUUCCAAUACCGCCACAUUCAGACACAACGACUACCACUUCUCAAAUACAAGAAUUUAGUAAUGAUAUCAGCUCUCAAACAUUCUCGACAUCUAUAACUCCACCACUUUCUAUUGAGCAGCAACCGUCAGCUUCAAAACCACAGACUUUUUUCACACCAUCACAAGUACCCCUAACAACAUCAUCUGAUCUGAAGAUUCAGCCACCAGUAACACCAAAGCCAUCUGAUAUAUCUUCUACCAUUGAAAAGCCCUCUAUUCAGUUUGAUCCGUUGAAACAAGUAGAUCCAACAAUAUCGAAUCCCGAUGCACAAGCUCGUGCUGUACCGACAUCGCGAUUUGGACGUUUAGCUAGUUUUGGUUCAUUAGCUGCCGGUUUGGGUUUAGGAGCCAUGGGACAAUUUGUUCGUCAAUCUGUAGGAUUAGAACAACAAGCGUCAUCACAAGCUGUACUAAGUCCAUAUUUAUCAAAAGCAAAUGCCGAACGUAUUGUUAAUACAUUGUGCAAAGUACGUGGUGCAGCGUUAAAAUUAGGACAAAUGAUUAGUAUUCAAGAUAAUUUUCUAGUCCAAGAUGAUGUUCAAAAAAUUUUUGAACGUGUUCGACAAAAAGCAGAUUUUAUGCCUGAAUGGCAAAUGAACGAUGUUAUGUUAAAUGAAUUUGGUGCUAAUUGGCGAGAAAAUUAUUUUUCAGAAUUUAAUGAACGUCCAUUUGCGGCUGCAUCAAUUGGCCAAGUGCAUUAUGGUGUAUUAAAAGAGAGUCAACAGCGUGUGGCAGUUAAAAUUCAAUAUCCCGGUGUAGGAAAAUCGAUUGAAAGCGAUAUUAAUAAUUUAGUAACAUUGUUAAAUUUUUGGAAUAUAAUACCGAAAGGUUUAUAUAUUCAAAAUGUUAUAACUGUUGCUAAACGUGAAUUGAACUGGGAAGUAGAUUAUGCACGAGAAGCCGAAUGGUGUAGAAAAUUUCAAAAAUUUAUUAUUAAGCAUCCUACCUAUAGGAUACCUGCAGUUAUCGAUGAACUAUCAACAAAAAAUGUUUUAACGUGUACCUUUCUUGAUGGAGUAUCAUUGGAUCGUGCAGUUGACUAUGAUCAAUCGACACGUGACCAUAUCGGUCAUGCUAUACUAGAAUUAUGCCUACUAGAACUAUUUAAAUUCAAAGCAAUGCAAACUGAUCCCAAUUGGUCUAAUUUUCUUUAUAAUCCUAGUGAUCGAACAAUUGGUCUAAUUGAUUUUGGUUCAGCACGUGAAUUUGAUGAUGCAUUUAUUGAUAAUUAUAUUAAUUUGAUACGCGCAGCAGCAGAUAACAAUAGCGAACGGGUUUUAAAAUUAUCAACUGAAGGAGGGUUUCUCACCGGUUAUGAGACAAAAGAGAUGGAAGAAGCGCACGUUCGAGCUGUGAUGAUAUUAGGUGAAGGUUUUCGAACAUAUGAACCAUUUGACUUUGGUAUACAAAAUACAACGCAGAAUAUUCAUCGUUUAUUACCUGUUAUGUUGAAACAUCGUUUAACGCCACCACCAGAAGAAACAUAUUCGUUACAUCGAAAAAUGGCCGGUGCUUUCCUUCUUUGUUCAAAAUUACGAUCAAAAAUUCAUUGUAAACCAAUAUUUGAAAAAAUAUGGGCAGAAUAUCAAAACGACCAUGUGAAAUUGAACGUAACUGCGUAG
Messenger RNA from Didymodactylos carnosus, 1986 nucleotides. The record is from the annotation of a GenBank genome assembly. NCBI's taxonomy places the organism in Eukaryota, Metazoa, Rotifera, Eurotatoria, Philodinida, Philodinidae.